Nicotiana attenuata is the source of this 1527-nucleotide messenger RNA. RefSeq names its product phosphoribulokinase, chloroplastic-like. Gene Ontology annotation, biological process: carbohydrate metabolic process. The transcript is spliced from 5 exons. Gene Ontology annotation, cellular component: chloroplast; cytoplasm. Gene Ontology annotation, molecular function: ATP binding; phosphoribulokinase activity. The record is from RefSeq and is a predicted model, not a curated record. Bases 122 to 1372 code for a protein of 416 amino acids. Lineage: Eukaryota; Viridiplantae; Streptophyta; Magnoliopsida; Solanales; Solanaceae.
UCCAUUCAUUCAUUACAUAUCACCUUAACUUAGACUCAGAGAGUCCAUUCCAUUCUAUCUCUUUAUCUUGAGGAACUCUCAAGAAACCAAGAGAAGAACAAAGAAAAAACAGAAAAGAAAAAUGGCAGUUAGCACAGUAUACAUAAUACAAUCCUUGAAUUCAACUUGCUCAAUCUCAACAUCAACAAAAACCAACUUAGAAUUUCAUCAAAAACAAGUUAUUUUCUACACAACAAGUACCAAAAAGUACUCUACCAAAAAAUUCAACACAUUUAUAACAUGCUCAACAUCUGAUGAAACCAAGACUGUAGUCAUUGGUUUAGCAGCAGAUUCUGGCUGUGGUAAAAGUACAUUUAUGAGGAGAUUAACAAGUGUUUUUGGUGGAGCAGCUGAGCCACCAAAAGGUGGAAAUCCAGAUUCAAACACAUUAAUUUCUGAUAUGACAACUGUGAUUUGUUUAGAUGAUUAUCAUUCACUUGAUAGAACUGGUAGAAAAGAGAAAUGUGUCACUGCUCUUGAUCCUAAAGCUAAUGAUUUUGAUCUUAUGUAUGAACAAGUUAAGGCUUUAAAGAGUGGAAUUGCAGUGGAAAAACCUAUUUAUAAUCAUGUUAGUGGUCUUCUUGAUCCUCCAGAGCUCAUUAAACCACCAAAGAUUCUUGUCAUUGAAGGAUUGCACCCCAUGUUUGACGUACGAGUGAGAGAGCUGUUGGACUUCAGUAUUUAUUUGGACAUCAGCAAUGAGGUUAAGUUUGCUUGGAAAAUUCAGAGGGAUAUGGCUGAGAGAGGACACAGUCUUGAAAGCAUUAAGGCUAGUAUUGAAGCAAGAAAGCCAGAUUUUGAUGCUUACAUUGAUCCACAAAAACAAUAUGCAGAUGCAGUUAUUGAAGUACUCCCAACUCAGUUAAUUCCUGAUGAUAAUGAAGGCAAAGUUUUGAGAGUUAGACUAAUAAUGAAAGAAGGAGUGAAGUAUUUUAAUCCAGUUUGUUUAUUUGAUGAAGGCUCUACUAUUUCAUGGAUUCCAUGUGGUAGGAAAUUGACUUGUUCUUACCCUGGCAUCAAGUUUUCCUAUGGUCCUGAUACCUACUUUGGCAAUGAGGUAUCUGUCUUGGAAAUGGAUGGCCAAUUUGACAGACUAGAUGAACUCAUCUAUGUAGAAAGUCAUUUGAGCAGUCUAUCCACUAAGUUCUAUGGUGAAGUUACUCAACAAAUGUUGAAACAUGCUGAUUUCCCUGGCAGCAACAACGGCACAGGUUUUUUCCAGACAAUCGUCGGAUUAAAGAUCAGAGACCUUUACGAGCAAAUCGUUGCUAGCAAAGCUUCAGCUCCAGUAGCUGCAAAGGCCUAUAAUUCGUCGACAAAUAUUCACAACUAGGCAUCAAAGUAUAUCAAUUUAUCCCUUGGUUGUUUAGAGCUUGAUCUUUCAAUAAUUUAUUUCAACUACUUUUACCAUCUUUCAUGUUUUCAAGUUUCAUGGUUAGAUGAUUUCUUAUAAAAUGAGAGUAUGCUCCAUUGUGCAUUUUGUUUCUA